AGAAACUAUAUUAGUGCUAUAAAUAUGUCAUAAAGGAAAACCCCAUUUCCAGUAAACAGUUUUGUAUAUAGUACUGUUUCUCUAAUGGCGCCCAAAACACCUUCUCUUCCUCUUUAUGAAGUAAAGUAUCGAAAAAACAUAAUAUCAAGAGGAAUAGAACUCUUCAUCCUUUUCCUUUUGUUCUCACUCUUGGCUUAUAGAUUCAUCUGUCUAAAAUACCAUGGUUUCCAAUGGUUAUUGGCUGUUAUAUGUGAGUCGUGGUUCACUUUCCUUUGGAUUAUCACCAUCAGCACAAAAUGGAGUCAAGUUGAACCAAAAACAUAUCCUCGACGCCUUUUGGAAUGGACCUCGGAGUUUCCUGCCGUGGACAUGUUUGUUACCACUGCAGAUCCCGUCCUAGAACCGCCUCUUAUAACCAUAAACACGGUGUUAUCAUUGUUAGCAGUGGAUUAUCCGGCUAAUAAGCUAGCUUGUUAUGUCUCGGACGAUGGUGCAUCAAUUGUAACCUAUUAUUCACUUGUUGAAGCAUCAAAAUUUGCUAAGCUUUGGGUUCCUUUUUGUAAGAAGUAUAAUAUUGCCCUUAGAGCCCCUUUUCGAUAUUUUAGUGGUAACUCAUCACCACCACAAGAUAGUUCACAAGAAUUCCUAGAAGACUGGAAGAGAAUGAAGGAAAAGUAUAAACAGCUGUGUGAAAAGAUAGAAGAUGCUAGCAGUCAAGAACCAGAGGCAUGUGAUUUUGCAGGAGAUUUUGCUGUUUUCUCAAAUAUCGAACGCAAAAAUCAUCCAACCAUUAUAAAGGUAAUAUGGGAGAACAAGGAGGGUCUUGCUGAUGAUUUGCCUCAUCUUGUGUACAUCUCGAGAGAGAAACGUCCAAAGCAUCCACAUCACUUCAAAGCCGGCGCCAUGAAUGUUUUGACUAGAGCGUCUGGAGUGAUGACAAAUGCACCAUUCAUGCUAAAUGUGGAUUGUGACAUGUACGCAAAUAACCCACAAGUUGUACUACAUGCCAUGUGUUAUUUUCUUGGUGCUAAGGAUGAAAAAGAUUGCGGUUUUGUUCAAUUUCCACAGUACUUCUACGAUGGUUUAAAAGAAGAUCCUUACGGAAAUCAAUUAAAAGUCUUACACGAGUAUUUGGGAAGAGGAAUUGGUGGCAUUCAAGGGCCAUUUUAUCAAGGAACAGGAUGUUUCCACAGAAGAAAAGUUAUAUAUGGCUUGUCACCAGAUGAUAAAAUAUCUGCUGGAGAAUUGAAGGAUGAGUAUCUACAGAAAAUUUAUGGAAAAUCAGAGAAGUUAUCAGCAUCAGUUGCUAAGACUCUCUCAGGAGGAGCAAAUAUUAUUGAGCAAGUCAAUUCAAAUUCUCUCUCCAGUUCCAUUGAAAUAGCACAUCAAGUUGGAAGCUGUGGAUAUGAUUUUGGCACAGGAUGGGGUCAAAAGCUGGGCUGGCUAUAUGGUACUGCAACAGAGGAUGUCUUAACUGGACUCUUUAUCCAAGGAAAGGGCUGGAGAUCCGCCUACUGCAUACCCGACCCGCCUGCUUUUCUUGGAUGUGCACCUUCAGGUGGGCCUGCUUCAAUGAUCCAACAGAAGAGAUGGUCUACUGGGCUAUUUGAAAUUCUUUUCUGCAGUAAAAGCCCAAUUAUUGGAACCAUCUUUGGGAAGCUUCAAUUGAGACAAUGCAUGGCUUAUUUGUAUAUCCAUCUAUGGGCCUUGAGAUCCAUAUUUGAAGUUUGUUAUGCCAUUCUGCCUGCCUAUUGCCUCAUCACCAAUUCCAGAUUUUUACCCAAGGCAAGUGAAUCAAGUAUGGUUAUACCAGCAUCAAUCUUUAUCAUCUACAACGUAUGGUUUAUUAUAUGUUCAAAUGAGCCAAUAGAAGCAUGGUUGAACAACCAAAGAAUGUGGAGGGUCAGUAUGAUCGCAUGGCUAUUUGGGAUUCUAAGUGGUAUAACAAAGUUAUGGACUUUACAAGCAUAUUGUUUAUCAAAAAAGGACCAGGGAAAUGAUCGAGAUGACACAGAUAACUCCAAUAUUGGAAGGUUCACAUUUGAUGCCCCAAUUUUUGUGCCUGGCACUCCAAUUCUCUUAUUGAACCUUGGUUCCUUGUUCAUUGGAGUGCUAGAUUUCAAAAAAGGAAAUCUUGAAUGGGGAUUAGGAGAAGUUAUAUGCAUUAUGUGGGUACUUUUUAUAUUUUGGGCAUUCUUAAAGGGGUUGUUUGCUAAAGGGAAAUAUGGGAUUCCAACACCAACUAUUCUCAAGUCAGGGGCAUUGGCAUUGUUGCUAAUCCAUCUUUUCAAAUUUACCAAUAAAUUUUAAGUAGUAGUAAAGUUUAGAUGUUAAUUUUGAAUGUUCAAAAUUCAAUAGCAUAGAUGAGUUUAAUUAAGGGUUGUUUGAAAGAGCAUCUUGUAAUUGGAUUCACUUUUUAAAUGAAGACAGGUUUUGUA
Messenger RNA from Lycium ferocissimum, 2438 nucleotides. RefSeq names its product cellulose synthase-like protein B4. The record is from RefSeq and is a predicted model, not a curated record. Gene Ontology annotation, molecular function: cellulose synthase (UDP-forming) activity; mannan synthase activity. NCBI's taxonomy places the organism in Eukaryota, Viridiplantae, Streptophyta, Magnoliopsida, Solanales, Solanaceae. Gene Ontology annotation, biological process: cellulose biosynthetic process; plant-type primary cell wall biogenesis. Gene Ontology annotation, cellular component: trans-Golgi network; plasma membrane.